Messenger RNA from Aspergillus affinis, 1092 nucleotides. Its product is annotated as aspartate-semialdehyde dehydrogenase family protein. The record is from RefSeq and is a predicted model, not a curated record. The transcript has 3 exons. Gene Ontology annotation, biological process: L-threonine biosynthetic process. The coding region runs from base 1 to 1092 and encodes 363 amino acids. NCBI's taxonomy places the organism in Eukaryota, Fungi, Ascomycota, Eurotiomycetes, Eurotiales, Aspergillaceae. Gene Ontology annotation, molecular function: NADP binding; protein dimerization activity; aspartate-semialdehyde dehydrogenase (NADP+) activity.
AUGACGUCCUACCCGAAGAAGAAGUGCGGUGUUCUCGGCGCCACUGGCUCUGUGGGUCAAAGAUUCAUUCUUUUGCUCGCCGAUCACCCCUUCCUAGAGCUCCACGCCAUCGGCGCAUCGAGUCGCUCCGCCGGAAAGCAGUACAAGGAUGCCGUGAAAUGGAAGCAGACUACUGCUAUGUCCGAGAAGCUCAGCGGUCUUGUGCUUCGAGACUGCAAGGCGGAUAAGUUCAGUGACUGCGACCUUGUGUUCUCCGGAUUGAACAGCGACAUUGCGGGUGAAGUUGAGAUGGAAUUCAUCAAGGCCGAAAUUCCCGUCUUCUCGAACGCCAAGAACUAUCGCAAGGACCCUAUCGUCCCUCUCGUUGUCCCUACCGUCAACCCUCAACAUUUGGAUCUGAUUCCUCACCAGCGGAAGCACUUCGGCUUGAAGAAGGGAUUCCUGGUUUGCAACUCGAACUGUGCCGUUAUUGGUGUUGUCAUUCCGUUCGCAGCCCUCCAAGCCAAGUUCGGCGAGGUCGAGGAAGUCGAGGUUUUCACGGAACAGGCUUUGUCUGGGGCUGGAUACCCUGGAGUUCCCAGCAUGGAUAUCAUCGACAACGUCAUCCCCUUCAUCAGCGGCGAGGAAGACAAACUGGAAAACGAGGCCCAGAAGAUCCUGGGAUCUUUGAACGGGGACGCUACCGCUUUCAACGAACAAGCUGGCCUUAGAAUCGGAGCUACGUGUACCCGUGUGGGAGUUACGGAUGGCCAUAUGGCCUUUGUUUCAUUGCGAUUCAAGAACCGCCCCGGCCCUAGCGCCGAACAAGUCGUCCAAGCGAUGAGAGAAUAUCAGUCCGAGGCACAGAAGCUGGGCUGCCCUUCGGCACCCAAGGAGGCGAUCAAGGUGUUUGACGAGGCCGAUCGGCCUCAGCCUAGACUCGACCGAGACAUCUCCGGUGGAUAUACCGUCAGCGUGGGGCGGGUACGUGAAGGCGCGCAGGGUGGUUACUUUGACCUCAGAUUCGCGGCCCUCUCGCACAACACUGUUAUUGGCGCUGCUGGAUCCUCGAUCCUCAACGCUGAGGUCGCUGUGAUCAAGGGCUACAUCUAA